Molecule: messenger RNA, 1110 nt
Organism: Schistosoma intercalatum
Lineage: Eukaryota; Metazoa; Platyhelminthes; Trematoda; Strigeidida; Schistosomatidae
Source: the annotation of a GenBank genome assembly
AUGUCAUCUGGGCUUGCCCUUGGUUUCGCUGUCGAGGGUGCACCCUGGCACUUGGUUUCUCAUUUAUUCCCAGAUAAAGUUGGCGGGCGACCAGCCUGGCUAGCUCUUCAACACUUACCAUCUCCUAGUGAACUAAAGUGUCCAGUAUGUUUGAAUCCAAUGUGUUUCCUCUUACAGAUAUACUCCCCUCUAUCUGAAAAACCUGACUGUUUUCAUCGGAUGUUAUUUUUAUUUAUGUGCCGAAAUAGUGAAUGUCAUUAUAAGCCUGAUCAUGUACCAUUCUAUGUGUUUCGAUCGCAGUUAUCGAGACAAAAUUGCUAUUACAGCUUCGAGCCCCCUGAAAACGAUUUUCCCAGUCGUGAAAUGUUAAACUCGAUGAUAAAGGCUAACUCUAUUCCAUGGGCUGGCAAAUAUUCAUCUAUCUGCCCAAUAUGUGGAUGUAAAGCAGACAAAACGUGUUCAAAGUGUAAAACCACUUCUUAUUGUUCUAAAAUGCACCAGGUUCUAGACUGGAAACGACACAAGUUAGAAUGUGGUUCGAAAUGUCACGAUUUCAUGUUAUUAUUCGAACAAAAUAGCUUCUUACUUCCUGAGUACCGUUUAUGUUCUGAACCUGCAGACAACUUUUCUUCAAAUGAUGAAAGUACUUCAGAAGAGGUGGAAACUGACACUGAAACUGUAGACCUGGGACUUUCAAAUAAUUCUGAAGUUAAAGCGCUUGAAUUUAUAGCCAAGAAAGAGACUAAAGAAGAAGCCAGAUUUAGAAUGUUUAGAGAAGCAAUGAAAUCGGCUCCUGACCAAGUCGUACGAUUUCAUAGAGGUGGUAAACCCAUUUGGCUGAGUGACUAUCCUGUAGAAGUUGAAAAAUGUGAAGUUUGCGGUUCUGAACGUGUUUUCGAAUUUCAGGUUACACCUCAAAUAUUGUUUCACUUAAAAUUGGAUAAAGUUGGUGAAUUAAAUCCAGAUUUCGGUUCGCUUUACGUUUUUACUUGUUCUAAUUCAUGUGAACUUCCUAGAAGAAAAAAAUGUACAGAAGUAUCACCUUCUAAAUGUGAUAAUGCAUUUAUUGAAUAUCAACGUGAAAUUGUCAUUCGUCAAAUGGUUCCAUAA